AUGAUUUUAAAAAAUGGUAUUGUAGGAUUGUUUUCUGUAGAUGAUUAUGAAAUAUUUGAAAUUGUUAAAAAAAUGACUAAAAUUUCUUCCGAAACUAAAAUUUCAGGUCGCUUUAUUUGUACUAUUGAACAAACAACUGAUGAUGAGUUAGAAGAUGAAGUCGCAAGACUAAAGGAGAGUAUUAGGUCAAAGCAAAGAAAAAUUAGAAAACUCGAAAGAAUAAUCAAAAAAGAAAAAAAGAAAAUGUAA
Molecule: messenger RNA, 249 nt
Organism: Cetraspora pellucida
Lineage: Eukaryota; Fungi; Glomeromycota; Glomeromycetes; Diversisporales; Gigasporaceae
Source: the annotation of a GenBank genome assembly